Messenger RNA from Helicoverpa zea (corn earworm), 1585 nucleotides. RefSeq names its product speckle targeted PIP5K1A-regulated poly(A) polymerase-like. NCBI's taxonomy places the organism in Eukaryota, Metazoa, Arthropoda, Insecta, Lepidoptera, Noctuidae. The transcript is spliced from 3 exons. The coding region runs from base 382 to 1563 and encodes 393 amino acids. The record is from RefSeq and is a predicted model, not a curated record. Gene Ontology annotation, molecular function: RNA uridylyltransferase activity.
AGAUGUAAAGUAGGUAAGUACCUACCAAUGGUUUGGUAGGCGCCAUGCACCUACAAGGAUGUGGUGCAAUUUAGAACAAACAAGCAAAUAACUAAAAUGUUGUUAUAGAAGUUUUUCCUGAGCAAACUAUUUUAUUUUAUCUAAAUAGUGCAAGCAUUUACCUGGUGCCUUGUAGGCAUCUAACAUUUGUAAUGAUUUGAUUUACUUUGGUAAUGACGUGAAGUUUGACGCCAGCGGUCUUUAAUUAAUGAGUGUAAAAUUAUAAAUUGCACACUUGAAGUGCUAAGUAGCAGCUUCUGCGAAGGGUUUCCAUCACUUGUAGGUAUAUUUACACGUCAGUCGCACCUGAAGAUCAGGCAACUGCGACCGACUGCGCGGAAUAUGUAUACUCUACUCGGAUUCGUGUCAGCGGCGGUACUGGUGGUGGCUCGGAGCGAGCUGUGCCUGCAGGGCGGCUUCGAGUCGCAGCUGCAGCAGGUGCUGGACGCCUACAUGCUGCGGCCGCAGCUGGAGUCCUGCAUCAUCACCACCGUGGCGGACGAUGUCUUGCGCACGCUCAGCCCACGCUGGCAAGGAAUAGAGAUGAUCCCGUACGGGUCCCUUGUGACCGGGCUGGGCACACACUUAAGUGACCUGGACUUCAGCGUCACCAUGCCCAACUACAACUCGUCGAGAGACGCCGAAUGGGACAUGUUACACGAGAUCAACGAGCUCGUCAUGCAGCAGCCUGACCUGUAUUCUGAGAUAAACUACUCCACGAAAGCCGUUUUUGCACGUUACUCGUUCAAUCACAGCACGACACACCGAAAAGUUGACCUCGUAUUCAGAUUAGGUGACAAUGGGGUACAGAAUAGCAAAGUUAUAAAAUACUAUUUCCACUUAGAUGACAGAUUUCUACCUUUGGGGGUACUUCUUAAAUUGGCUUUCGAAAUUCACGAUCUGAUCGGGCCGGGUGUGUUAAAAAAUUAUGCUCUAUACUUGUUGGUGAUAUUUUUCUUACAACAAAAAAACAUGGCGCCUGCCGGUUUCGAGUUACAAAGAGACGCGGAGAGUUACUACGUGGGCGAGUGGGACACGGGCUUCGACGAGCUGCCCUACAGCAUCAACAACACUGAGAGCGUGUUGCAACUGCUGGGGGGCUUCUUCCAGUACUACAGCCAAUUCGACUUUCAAAGUUAUGUCGUGUCAACUUUUGCCGGACGUCCUAUUCUGAAAAAUGAUUUCAUGAGUAUCGAUACCUUUCCUGAAGAAUUUACAAUAUACAAAAACAAUUCGAAACUUGACCUGCAACUUAAAAUAAAAAAUACCUUGAGCCCAAACGCAAAAAUUUGUAUCCUGGAUACGUAUGUUCAUGAACUGAUAACAGUCGAAGAUACUGAGAGGAUUAAGACGUUUCUGAAGUCAGCUGCCGCGUGGUUCGAAGACCUACCCGCAGACCGAUUCCUCAGCGCCAUACUGAGUAAACAGCAAGACAGUGACACACAGAGCAGCUCUGAGCAAAAUUGCAUCGACAUACCGGACUCCGGAGAUACUGCAACAUUACGUCUCACAUGCUCAAAGUAAAUGAACCUACCUCUAUAUCUGU